Messenger RNA from Phyllostomus discolor (pale spear-nosed bat), 2616 nucleotides. It is a transcript of the gene RTCB, whose product is annotated as RNA 2',3'-cyclic phosphate and 5'-OH ligase. Gene Ontology annotation, cellular component: tRNA-splicing ligase complex; nucleus. Gene Ontology annotation, molecular function: RNA ligase (ATP) activity. The coding region runs from base 102 to 1619 and encodes 505 amino acids. The record is from RefSeq and is a predicted model, not a curated record. NCBI's taxonomy places the organism in Eukaryota, Metazoa, Chordata, Mammalia, Chiroptera, Phyllostomidae. The transcript has 12 exons. Gene Ontology annotation, biological process: tRNA splicing, via endonucleolytic cleavage and ligation.
GCGCCUGCGUGCUGAGUUCCGGAAGCUGAUGCUUCAAGCAACGGGACAGCGCCGCAUCACUCUUCAAAGCCGAACCGGGAGUUGGUACCGUGGUCGACGCCAUGAGUCGCAGCUACAAUGAUGAGUUGCAGUUCUUGGAAAAGAUCCAUAAAAACUGCUGGAGAAUCAAGAAAGGCUUCGUGCCCAACAUGCAGGUCGAAGGAGUUUUCUACGUGAAUGAUGCCCUGGAAAAGUUAAUGUUUGAGGAAUUAAGGAACGCCUGUCGAGGUGGGGGUGUUGGUGGCUUCCUGCCUGCCAUGAAACAGAUCGGCAAUGUGGCAGCCCUGCCUGGGAUUGUUCAUCGAUCUAUCGGACUUCCCGACGUGCACUCGGGCUACGGGUUCGCUAUUGGGAACAUGGCAGCCUUUGACAUGAACGACCCCGAAGCAGUGGUGUCCCCGGGUGGCGUCGGAUUUGACAUCAACUGCGGUGUCCGCUUGCUCAGGACCAAUUUGGACGAGGGUGACGUCCAGCCCGUGAAGGAACAGCUGGCCCAGGCCAUGUUCGACCACAUCCCUGUCGGGGUGGGGUCGAAAGGCGUCAUCCCAAUGAAUGCCAAAGACCUGGAAGAGGCCUUGGAGAUGGGCGUGGACUGGUCGCUGAGAGAAGGCUACGCCUGGGCCGAAGACAAGGAGCACUGCGAGGAGUACGGCAGAAUGCUGCAGGCCGACCCCAACAAGGUCUCCGCGAGGGCCAAGAAGAGAGGCCUUCCUCAGCUGGGGACCCUGGGAGCAGGGAACCACUACGCAGAAAUCCAGGUUGUGGAUGAGAUUUUCAACGAGUACGCUGCUAAGAAGAUGGGCAUCGACCAUAAAGGACAGGUCUGUGUGAUGAUCCACAGCGGAAGCAGAGGCUUGGGCCACCAAGUCGCCACAGACGCCCUGGUUGCCAUGGAAAAGGCCAUGAAGAGAGACAAGAUCAUAGUCAAUGACCGUCAGCUGGCUUGUGCGCGGAUCUCGUCCCCAGAGGGCCAGGACUACCUGAAGGGAAUGGCCGCGGCGGGGAACUACGCCUGGGUCAACCGCUCUUCCAUGACCUUCCUGACCCGCCAGGCUUUUGCCAAGGUCUUCAACACAACCCCCGAUGACUUGGACCUCCACGUCAUCUAUGAUGUUUCUCACAACAUCGCCAAAGUGGAGCAGCAUGUGGUGGACGGGAAGGAGCGGACCCUGCUGGUGCACAGGAAGGGGUCCACCCGCGCUUUCCCUCCGCACCAUCCCCUCAUUGCUGUCGAUUACCAGCUCACCGGACAGCCAGUGCUCAUUGGCGGCACCAUGGGAACCUGCAGUUACGUCCUUACCGGCACUGAGCAGGGCAUGACUGAGACCUUUGGAACGACCUGUCACGGAGCGGGCCGUGCAUUGUCCCGAGCCAAAUCUCGACGUAAUCUGGAUUUCCAGGAUGUCUUAGACAAGUUGGCCGACAUGGGAAUUGCAAUCCGUGUUGCCUCACCCAAACUGGUGAUGGAAGAGGCUCCCGAGUCCUACAAGAACGUGACAGAUGUGGUGAACACCUGCCAUGAUGCUGGAAUCAGCAAGAAGGCCAUCAAACUGAGGCCGAUCGCUGUUAUCAAAGGGUAGAGCCCUGACUGCGGCCACCCGCCUCCAGUGACCCCUACUGCAGUGGCAGUGGGCUGAAGUGCUCUUCAGACGUCAAGACCCAGAGACCUGACGGGUUCCAGACUGGGACCGGAACUGCCAAGGCAUAGGGGCCGACGGGGAGGCUGGGGCCUCGGGAGCCAGGGCUGUGAAAUUACCUCCUGGGGGGAGUCACGGAGCCCCCACUGGGAAAGCGUGCACAUGCUUCCUCCUGGGUUAUCCCACAGGUUUUUAGGGAAAUCUGUUAGCGGGCGGGGAUAGUUCAAGAAACUGCCUUACCUGGUCACACAAACCUGUAGUCAUCAGGACGUACUUCUUUACACCAAGCUCUCUUUACAUCCUGAGGGUGUCACGAAGACCAUUAUAUUAAAUGAGGCUUUAGGACGCUUCCACCCUCCUUUUGUCACUUUCAUCCACCCUGUUCCCCCUUCCCCUCACUGAGCAAAACCCGAAAUGCCAUUCUGCAGUGGAAAGUACCUGCAAGACCACGUCAGGACAUAAGAUGAUUGGGUGAUGGGACACAUUGAGGAGGGUCUAUGUGUGGCAAUGUAGGAAGGGGGACCGAAGAGGAGAAGUAAUUUUUCAUAGACUAGCGCUACCUUCCUCAUUCUGAAUGUAAGGCAGAGUUUUGACUUAACUGGCUAAAUGGCAUCAGCUGCUGUCUGUCAUUACUUAGAACUGGCCUGGCACUUUUCUUGAAUAAUGACUUGCACAGCAGCAGCAGCAGAGAACCCUCCCAUAAUGCCGAGCAUCUUCACGUGGGUGACCGGAUUAUCACGGAAGCAGGGAAUGACCGCAUCUGUGACCUUACAGCAUUGCUCUGUGUUGACAGGUUGACUGGUCUCGUGCCACCCAAUUAGAUUUCAUGUCGGUGUACUGUGACACCUCGAAGAUGUUACAGUCAUAGGUUACUAAGGCCUCUGUUGAGUCCCAAUAGCCAAAUAGAAAAAUCUAAUAAAGUUGCAAUAUGUUGUUUACA